This is a messenger RNA of Rotaria sordida, 828 nucleotides long. The record is from the annotation of a GenBank genome assembly. NCBI's taxonomy places the organism in Eukaryota, Metazoa, Rotifera, Eurotatoria, Philodinida, Philodinidae.
AUGAAUAGAAUAGAUAUGAAUAAAUUUCAACAAAAAAUAGUUUUAAAUGAAUCAUUAGAAGAAAAAAAAAAAUUCUAUUUGAAUUAUUAUGAAUCUAUAAAUAAUGACAAUCAAUAUAUAAUUUAUUCUGGAAAAAUAAAUGAUUUUUCAUCAUCAUUUUGGAUUGAACGAAAAUGGAUAUUUUAUGUUGAAAUUAACUUUCUCAAUAUUGAAUAUAAAAUUCGUCCAUACAAUAAAAAAUGGUAUGAAGAUAGAAAUGAAAAUAUAAUUAAUUAUUCUACUAAUUUGACAUUAAAAUUUAUUUAUGAUUCUAUAUUUGAAGAAAUUGAACGAACUUUAACAAUAACAAGGAUUUAUCAUUUAGAAAUUUUUGAAAAAGAAAUCUCAAUUUCUAUAUUGAUUCGAAUUCUUAAUCUAUUAUCACAAAUAAUUACAUUAAAAGUUCAUUCAAUAUUAACAGACGGAACAACAGAAAUUACUUUUGAAGAACUUGAUAUUGUCUGGUCAAUGAAAGAGAUAAGUAAAAUUACCAAGGUCUAUCUUAAACAGAUUGAUAAUAUUGAACAACUUGAUUUUAUUUUCGAACUUUGUCCUUAUAUGGAAUAUUUUAAAGUUGGAUUUAUAAAUUUGUUGGAUAUUCAAUUGUUUUUUCAUACUAUUUUCAAUAAUAUUAAAUAUAAUAAUCAUCAUCCUAAUUCGUUAUGUCUUAAUAUUCCAACAGCAGAUGAUAAAAUACUUGAAGAUAUUAAAGAAACAAUUAAAUAUGAAAAUCUAUCUCCUUUUAUAAUUAAACGUGUAUUAGAUAAUGUUUAUUUAAAAUGGAAAUGA